Messenger RNA from Phytophthora sojae, 1482 nucleotides. RefSeq lists its product as hypothetical. The transcript has 2 exons. The record is from RefSeq and is a predicted model, not a curated record. NCBI's taxonomy places the organism in Eukaryota, Oomycota, Peronosporomycetes, Peronosporales, Peronosporaceae. Bases 1 to 1482 code for a protein of 493 amino acids.
AUGAAGCGCAGCCGUGGCAGUGACAACGAGCCCCCACGAGCCAUGAGUGCAGCUGGUGAGCUGGAAAUUGCUGCCGACUACCCCUACAAGAAACUCAAAGACGCGCGAUUUCCUGUAGCAAUUGCGAGUCUGCAUCCCGUACUUGACGCGAUCAACGAGUGGGCCAAGACACCCGAGGAGGCAAUUCUGGAAGCCGUGCAAGGCAGCAAGAGAUUGGGGAAGGCCAUGGCACUAGCUGCCGAGGCUGGUCUGCUGGACAUCGUCAAGUUUUUCCUGGAAAACGCUGGUCACUACAGCGAAGAAGAGGAGGAGGGGGAGGAGGAAACGGAUGAAGAGGCGGGUGAAAAUGAAGACGAAGACGAGUGUGACAAGUACUUGACCUGGGAAGCGAGGAGAGAUGCUGCUGUUGUUGCUGCAGGCAGCGGUCAUCUCGAUAUCGUGGAAUACAUAUUUCCGGAAAUUGUUUGGCGCGAAUACGAUUCAGAUGAUGAAGCCGGAGACCGCCAGUUCUACCAAGGGAGAAUCUACCGAGCAACGUGGAGUGUGCUGGAAGCUGGAGCUGAGAAUGACCACCUUGAAGUCGUCGAAUUCUCCGUGAAUCACGCAAAAGAUCGAGAUUAUUGGCAUUGGUACAACCCCACCAUGAGAAAAUUAUGUGCUUUGGCGCGUGCAAGCGCUAAAGGCCACACCGACGUCGUGAUUUUCUUGCUCAGCGAUAGGGAAAAUUGCUGGAACAUCGCUAGAGCAUUUGAGAAAGCAGCAGUACCUGGCAACGAGCUUCUGGCCAAUAUACUUUACGAUGUGUACUCACGCCGGGAGAAACACGACUUGUUCGUCCGAAUGGCGAUGGCUGGAAGUACUAGCGCCGUGGAGUAUCUUCACAAGAAACAUCCAGUAGAAUCAGCAUCGUUAGAAGCUGGGUUUCUCGCUGCAGUGACCCAUGAAUGGAUCGAUAUUAUCGAGUUUCUACUGUCGACAGACGAAGUUUCAGCCGGGCUAUUUGACAAAGCCUUUGUGCUGGCCUCAAGCAGGGGAAAACUCAAAUCUGUCACGUUGCUGUAUGGAAAGAAGCGCGCUUCGCCGAUAUCCAUCAUCGACGCCCUUGAGACCGCGGGCAGUCUUGCUGUGAUCAAGUUUUUGUAUUCAAAUGAAGAUGUCUCCGUCAGUUCCAUUGCCGCAGCUUUUACAAACGCUUUAAGAUACGGACCUACCAGGGAAACGAUCAAAUCGUUCUCUAGCGAGCUCAGCGAAGAAAGCACACGGAUUGUGUGCUACUUGUACGCAAUGAACUGUAUUCCACCGGAGGCAGUCAGUGACGCGUUUCAAUGGGUGGUUUUCAAAAUUCCCGUCGAUGAUGCAACAGCCAUGUACACAGAGCACAGCAUCAGUUCUGCAGCUAUUGGGACUGCUUUUGAGAGAGCGGUCACGGAGAGACGAGGUCUGGCACUCGUAAAGUUUCUUAUUGACCAAGGCUCAGUCUAA